AUGGAUGAGCCGCUUUAUGUCAUCCAUACAAUUGAUUCGAUAGUGUCUUUAUCCGGACAGUCGUUACUCGUCCAAUGCAAAGCACAUCUGCGAGCUGGCCAGCCGUACUAUUCACCGCAUCAACAGCCGAAAAGCCAAGUUGAUGAUGAUGACCUUCUGUUCGAACCUGAAGCACUAUAUAACCGUUUCCCCGAAGAAAAAGGCCCACUAUAUGACCUCAUGGACAACAGUCAAGCGUGCUUUAUUUUACUCUACCUCAAAAACUUCCUCAUGAAACUUUAUGGAUUUACGGAAGCCAAAGUUCAAGAGUAUUCUCCAUCAGAAGCGGCUAAAGUUUACGAGAAGGCGUUAUCAUCAAGGAAAAACGUGCCAAUGUUCAAUCCACUUGCGGCUCUUGAUGGAGGUCGCCAUCGUGACGGCCAUACUGAUCCAGCAGCGAAUGAUCGACAAAGUAUUCAGAGUCACUUCAAUCUAGCGACGAAAAUUUGUAACGUGAGUACUGCGCCACUUUGA
Molecule: messenger RNA, 513 nt
Organism: Cooperia oncophora
Lineage: Eukaryota; Metazoa; Nematoda; Chromadorea; Rhabditida; Trichostrongylidae
Source: the annotation of a GenBank genome assembly